This is a messenger RNA of Pistacia vera, 2060 nucleotides long. RefSeq names its product G-type lectin S-receptor-like serine/threonine-protein kinase SD1-1. Lineage: Eukaryota; Viridiplantae; Streptophyta; Magnoliopsida; Sapindales; Anacardiaceae. The record is from RefSeq and is a predicted model, not a curated record. Gene Ontology annotation, biological process: protein phosphorylation. Gene Ontology annotation, molecular function: protein serine/threonine kinase activity; ATP binding.
GGCAUUCCUGCAAAAAGAAAUAAGCCUGAUAAAUCAACCAGAUGAAAGGUAAUUUUUAACAAAUUUAUUUUCUUUAUUUCGCUGUUGUUGAGUCAGAUAAUGAAAAGAAAAGAAGGAUAACUAUCCUUGUUGUUUCGCUUGUUUCUGGAUUGUUGCUCUUGGGCCUAGUACUCUUCAAACUUUGGAAGAAAACAAAGAAAAGAGGUAACAGUAUUCAUCCAAUCUUACCAAAAACAAAGAACAUAAUAUAAUAUGGCGGAGAUAUUAUGUAUUGAUAGUCAGUUUUUCUUUCUGUAACCCAUUGAACAAGCCAUGAAAACAGUGAGGAGAUUGAGGUACCUCUAGUUGAACUCUCUACUGUUAUGACUGCUACAAAAAAUUUCUCUGAGGAAGACUUUAUUGGAGUUGGUGGCUUUGACAGCGUUUACAAGGGCAUUCUUUCUAAUGGAGAAGAAAUAGCAGUCAAAAGGUUGUCAAAGAAUUCUAGGCAGGGAGGCAAAGAGUUUAGGAAUGAAGCAACUUUAAUUGCCAAACUUCAACACAAGAAUCUUGUAGCACUUUUGGGAUGCUGUAGUCAAGGAGAAGAAAGGCUUUUGAUCUAUGAGUACAUGCCUAAUAAAAGCUUGAAUUAUUUUAUCUUCGAUCCGAAGAAAAGAGAAUUAUUGACAUGGCCAAAGCAGUUUGAGAUAGUUAUGGGGAUUGCAAGAGGACUUGUCUAUCUCCAUCAAGAUUCUAAACUUCAAAUUAUUCACAGACAUCUCAAAGCAAGUAAUAUUUUACUAGACAAAUAUCUAAACCCUAAAAUCUCAGACUUUGGCUUGGCAAGAAUCUUCAGAGAUGACGAUGAAGGCAAAAACAGAGUCAUGGGAACAUUUGGCUAUAUGUCGUCUAAGUAUGCAACCGAUGGAACCUUUUCAGCAAAAUGUGAUGUUUUUAGUUUUGGUGUACUUCUGCUAGAGAUAGUAAGUGGCAAAAAGAAUAGAGGGUUCUCUCACCCAGCUCACCAUCACAACCUCCUAGGACAUGCAUGGUUGCUUUGGAAUGAAACCAAGGCCGUAGAACUUAUGGAUUCAUGUUUGGAGGAUUCAUGUGUUAAAUUUGAAGUACUACAAUGCAUUCAGGUGGGUUUAUUAUGUGUUCAAAAGUUUCCAGAGGACACACCAGACAUAUCAUCUGCAGCUUUCAUGUUGGCAAACGAGGGAGCAACAUUGCCUCAACCGAAACAGCCUGGUUUCUUCAUUGAAAGAAGUGCUGCUGAUACAGAACCAUUAUCAAGACAAGAAGAAUCAAACACUGAAAAUGUGGUAACCAUAACUAUGAUGAGGGCGGGCGGCCUGAUCUUGUCUGACGUCACACGUUGUUCUGGUGAUAGGGAUGCAUUUAAUGAAGCAAUCCCAGCGCUGACAGGAACCUUUGUCUUCCAAACCUGCAUUUUUCCGGCAUUUGAAGCAGAAACAGUCGUCAUACUCCAAGAGACUGGGAAAAUGGACUCCUCAGCAGCCAGUUCCGAGCAGGGAACCAGCUCGUCCCCGCAGGGUGCUCCUAGCACCCCUCUCGAGGUUUUCUCGGUACUUACCGAGGAAGAGCUCAAGAGGAAUGCCUUCACUAACGUUGUCUUGUAUGCAACAACCAUGCCACCAAAGGAGCCAGAGCAGCCUCGGCGAAGGCCUCUUAAUUUUCCUCGGUUGAAGAAAGCUAAGGCGGCCAAAACUGCUCAAACCGUCCCCUCGACUGAGGGCAUGACCUCGGGCCAACCAGCACGACCUUCCGAAACUUCUCAGCAGCCGCCGGCGGAAGACGCGCCAAUGCGAACCAUGAAGGUCUCCCAGCCGUCGCCUACUCGCCCAAAGAUGAAAACAAUGGCUCAGCGAAAGAAGAGGAGGCAGAUUCAGGUCAAGGAGUCAAAGACCGAAUCUGAGGGCGAGCAGCUGAAGAGGUCGAAGAAGGAUGUUGAAAGGAGGUCGGGCAAGGAACCGAUGGUCGACGCGGCCGCUACUGAAGGCACGAAGAAGGAUACCCCAGUGUUGGACUCGCUGGGGAACCUUCCAGAGUACCUGUAA